This is a messenger RNA of Striga asiatica, 1570 nucleotides long. The record is from the annotation of a GenBank genome assembly. NCBI's taxonomy places the organism in Eukaryota, Viridiplantae, Streptophyta, Magnoliopsida, Lamiales, Orobanchaceae.
AUUCACUCUCUCGCUCUCUGUAAACUAACUCCUUUUUCUCUUUCAGAGCAAUCAAUAGUUGCUCUGUUUUAUGUCUGACUGUUGAAAGUUAGUUUACAAAUUACACACAUUUUACACACACACAUAGAAAGAGAGAGAGAGAAAAGGAGAGUGCGCUAGCUAUUAAUCAAUGGAUUUGAAGAAAAUUCUGUGCCUGUUUUGUUUGGUGCUUCUUUCAGGAGCUUGGGCUCGUGAGCUUCAAAAACAUCAAUCACGCCAAUUUAGUNGUGCUGAGAAAGAGAAGUUGCAGAGCUCGAAGAACUCAACAAUGGCGGAUGAAUCGGACGGUUAUAACAAAGAAGAAGGUUUGAAGGAAGAUUCGAUGGACGAUCCAGAUGAGGUUGCAAGAGGGGUACAAAUGGCUACAAGCAACAGCACUGAGCGUCGCAACCUAGGCUUCCUUUCGUGUGCGAAAGGGAACCCAAUCGACGACUGCUGGAUGUGCGACCCCAACUGGCACAAAAAUCGCAAGCGCCUCGCCGACUGCGGCAUCGGCUUCGGCCGCAAUGCCAUCGGCGGCCGCAACGGCCGCUUCUACGUGGUGACCGACCCUCGCGACGACGACCCUGUCAACCCCCGCAAGGGCACCCUCCGAUACGCGGUCAUCCAGGACGAGCCCCUCUGGAUCGUCUUCAAGCGCGACAUGACCAUCACACUGAAAGAAGAACUCAUCAUGAACAGCUUCAAGACGAUCGACGGCCGCGGGGCCAACGUCCACAUAGCCAACGGCGCCUGCCUCACCAUACAAUACGUCACGAACAUCAUAAUCCACGGCCUCCACAUCCACGACUGCAAGCCCACGGGGAACGCUAUGGUGCGGAGCUCCCCCACGCACUACGGGUGGAGGACGAUGGCCGAUGGUGACGCAAUCUCGAUCUUCGGGUCGAGUCAUAUUUGGGUCGACCACAACUCGCUCUCCAACUGCGCCGACGGUCUCGUGGACGCGGUCAUGGGCUCGACUGCCAUCACCAUCUCCAACAACUACUUCACGCACCAUAACGAGGUCAUGCUGUUGGGGCACAGCGAUAGUUACACGCUGGAUAAGCAGAUGCAGGUCACUAUUGCGUUCAACCAUUUCGGUGAAGGUCUCAUUCAGAGGAUGCCGAGGUGCAGGCACGGGUACUUCCACGUGGUGAACAAUGACUAUACGCAUUGGGAGAUGUACGCCAUCGGGGGGAGUGCAGAACCGACUAUUAAUAGCCAGGGAAAUCGCUAUCUCGCCCCCGCCAAUCCUUUUGCAAAGGAGGUGACAAAGAGAGAAUACACAGCCGAAAACAAGUGGAAGGGCUGGAAUUGGAGGUCGGAAGGUGAUCUCUUUCUCAACGGCGCUUAUUUCACGUCAUCAGGAGCUAGGACUGCAGCUAGCUAUGCUAGAGCCUCGAGUCUCGGAGCUAAGCCCUCUUCAAUGGUUGGUGUUAUUACUUCUAAUGCCGGAGUCACCAAGUGCCGCAGGGGCCGCGGGUGCUAACACUCACCCCAUUCAAUCCUAAAAAUUGAAAACCAGACCUUUUUUUUUUUUCUUUCUUUCUUA